UCCGGGUCGACAUAAAAAAAACAAAAACAACAACAAAAAAAAAACAGACGAAAUGUUGACUCGGCUGUCUCGCUUUGGGUCCGUUUUCCCCCGGUUUGUCUUGAAUUCUUCGGCUCGGUUCGUGUCCCAGUCGAAGGCGAGUGGAGGUUCGGCGGCUGUGACGGAGCUUCCGUCCGCCGGGCCAACGGUCACUCCGGAGGAAUUCAGUCCGUUUGUCAAGAAUCCUGAUUAUCAUGGAUUUUCGGAUGACCCUGUGGUUGACGUGUGGAACAUGAGGAUUGCUUUCUUCUUUGGCAUCUCGAUGGCUCUUGUUAUUGGAGGAACCUUCAUUCACUAUUUACCGGACCCCGGGUAAGUGUCCU
Messenger RNA from Thalassophryne amazonica, 362 nucleotides. It is a transcript of the gene ndufb11, whose product is annotated as NADH:ubiquinone oxidoreductase subunit B11. The record is from RefSeq and is a predicted model, not a curated record. Bases 53 to 355 code for a protein of 100 amino acids. NCBI's taxonomy places the organism in Eukaryota, Metazoa, Chordata, Actinopteri, Batrachoidiformes, Batrachoididae. The transcript has 2 exons.